CAAGCGUGUACUUAUACGCUUCGUGAAUAGGUCCCGCCAAACUCCGAGCGGAAGCUGUUUAUAUACCUCUGUCGUCUGCUCGAGUGAAUUUCAAAGGCAACUUUGUGAGAUUUGUAUGACUGGGAUUUAUUUAGUUUGAACAGUGAAGUUUUAUGAGGUAUUAACGGCGUAUUUGUUUAACUUCACGCGUUGUUGUCUCUAUCUUCCAGGCGGCGUAGCUACUGUUAAGUCUGUUCGCUUUAUUUUGUCUGUUUUUAUUGUCGUACUAAAACACAAAACAUUGAGCGUAACAUUGACGCCGUAAGUCAUGUGAAUGAAUUGGGCAAAGGGGAAUCUGUAACUUUCAUACACUAUCAACACAGCUGGGUCUGCUUAGGCCUUACACAAAGUCCAGCACGGAAUCACUGGCGCUGUCUGUCCAUACGUCCCUGGAAGGGACACAACGGCAUGGAACAGACGGAAGACAGACCUAUAUGAAUGGAAACAACGAAAGUGUCUGUUCGUCCGCAUUUUUCAAUAAUUUGGGAUAGACGGACGCGUUUAAAACCAUUUGGAAACUGAUAUGAUAAGGGUAUAUAUGUAGGCAGGACAAGAAUACUUGGACAUAGCUAAUUGCAUUCCCCGAAUUCCAUUCUUAGAGACGGGAAUGCAAUUUAUAUAAUCAUUAUCUUAUAAACAACGGGAGAUUCUGAACCUUAGAGGAAUACCGGGACUUUCUCACGUUUGUAGAAGUUUCAUGUCUGCAUUUAAAAAGGAAAGUCAUGCGGACUAUUUGUAGUAAAGACAAAUAGUUCCCAACGUUGUGAACCUCCAGCUGAGGACGAUUACUGGGAUAGGUACAGCUAUAAUAACAACAACAAAACCCGGAAACUAAGGACUCUGAAAUCCAAACUAGGAUCCAGAACGCUCUAUGGAAAGUGUCCGUUGUAAUAGAAGACCUGUCGUAAUGGAUUCGGAACACGUCAGAUUUCUAGGGAAAUAACCGGUUUUAUCCUCAAUGACGUUCGGGGUUCAUUCGUGUCUAUGCCUACUACUGACAUGCCACGUUGUAGCAGCCGACUACUGGUCAAUAUGGACAGAGUGGAGCGAAUGUUCCCGCACGUGCGAUUCCGGAGCGGCCUACCAGCUAAGACGCUGUCUACGGAGCAGAAGGUUCGCGCGAGGUUGUGAUGGAGAGCACAUCCGGUACUCGACAUGUAACGCUAAGGAUUGUCCCCGUGGAAGUGUUGACUUCCGGUUGCAGCAAUGCGCUGCGCACAACGAUGAUCGCCACCAAGUGACCAAUUUAAAGUGGGUACCCUACCAUGAUUCGACCAGCCCCUGUGCGCUUUAUUGUCAGGCUGUGGGUUCGAACACCAUCCGAAGAUUCAGCCCUAAAGUUCUGGACGGGACGAGAUGCCGGGAUGAUGUCCUCGAUAUUUGCAUUAAUGGGAAAUGUUGGCCUGUCGGUUGUGAUAAGGUCCUGGGCUCUAAAACAUACCUGGAUUCUUGUGGAGUAUGCGGAGGCAAUAACUCAUGUUUACCCGAAACCGGAAACACGUGGUACAGAUGGAUCAAUACCGGAUAUGGGCCUUGUUCGGAGACCUGUGGUGUAGGUUUCCAAGAACGCCGGAUAGCUUGUCAGGAUACCAGAACCAGACGAUUGGUCAACAGCCAAAAUUGUCACGGAAGUGACGUCAUCGAACGCGUCAGACGGGAGUGUAUCAGCAAGAAGUGCCUGCCAAGCUGGCGCGUUGGGCCUUGGUACGACUGUACACAGACUUGUGGAGGGGGCUUUGCUUGGAGGACUGUCAUAUGUGUCGACACGUUCCUAGACGGUACACAGCGAGUGCUAAAGGAUACAGAGUGUCCAAGCCCCAAACCGUCGACGAGGAAGUCCUGUGGGAACAUCCUAUGUCCGAAAUGGUAUGCGGGAGAGUGGACGCCGUGUAGCGUCUCGUGUGGGCCAGGCUUCCAAGAUCGAGAUGUUGUGUGUCGACAUAUCGGGAUCCAGUUCUGCCAGGCCGAUAGAAAACCCGUCACCAGGAAGAACUGCUCUACAAACAUCCCGUGUUCGUCAAAAGAUGACGAUAUACAGGAGGUCUUUGAUGGGGAGCAGCGAGACUCGUUUUACACCGCUGACGUCAUCUACGAAGACGAUAUAGACACACAACUAUUAGCGGUCCCAAAGUUUGUGGUCAGUCACUGGGGACCAUGCAGCACUUCCUGUGGGAAAGGAACGAGAUUUAGGUUCGUCCGUUGUAAGGUUUUCCUCUCCUUCCUGGACACCCUGACGGACCUUUCCGACUCCGACUGCCAAGAUGUGAAGCCCCCGGAGGAUGGGCCGUGUGAGGGCGAUCCGUGUCUGGCCCACUACGAGUAUCGGGACAUUGGUGAGACACAGUGUAGCAGAACCUGUCUGGGAGGUGUAAAAGAAUCUAUUCUCCGAUGUGUCAACAAGUUUACAGAUGAAGAAGCACCGGAAAGGCUCUGUGUAGAAGCGGAAGCGAUCCCGAUAGAAAGAAAGGUCUGCAAUGACUUUCCAUGUCCACAAAGGUGGAAAGUCGGCUAUUUCCAGCGUUGCUCCGCAACGUGCGGCGGCGGUUUCAUGUUACGAAACGUCUCCUGUGUCCAGGAGUUCUCUUCCGGAAGAAACAACCUUCUCCAUCUUCCGGACUUUAUGUGUGAUCAGCCUACUCCACCCAGGCGUCAGCAUUGUAAUCGUAUCGACUGUCCGGCCAAAUGGGUGGUCACCAACUGGUCAGAGUGUUCUAUGUCCUGUGGUGUUGGCAUCCGGUCACGUGACGUGUUCUGUGUGAGGGAAUUAGCCAAUGGGCAAAUAGUAAACGUUACGUAUGAUGAAUGUUGGAACAUCCUACAGCCAGAUAGAUUUUAUCAGUGCAACAUGACAAAAUGUCCCAUACCUAAAAUUAAAAUAGUUGACGUCGUAUUUUUUCAACUGAAUAAGAUAAAAAAGAUUCGACUUAGUGUUGGAAUGAAAGCAUAUGUGUUACCAGGGACAACAGUGAUAAUAAAAUGUACCGCAAAAGGAGUUAAUAAAAAAUCGGUACAGUGGUUCAAAAACGGACGUCGGCUUUACAUGACGUCACGAGUGAAAUUGACACAACGUUACGCAUUAAAAAUAAGGAAAAGUCGACCGGAAGUAGAUUCUGGUAUUUAUUCCUGUAAAUAUGGUAAUGUGCGUGCAAAUAUGACGCUGCUGUUUAGCACAGUUUAUGACCUUUUCCAAGAAACAGUCGUUCGGGAAUCCUAUCUAUCAGAAAUGCUGGCGGAAACCCGUGCUAAAAACAUGACAACAUUUCAAAAAGAUCCACUGGACCGAACAAUACGGCCAUUGUAUCUCGUGGAAGUGCCUUGGAGCGCAUGCUCAGCCACGUGUGGUGGUGGACUACAGAAUAGAAAUGUCACGUGUGAAAUUAUAACCAAUGAUUAUUACGAAAUGUUUCCAAUGCGGACUUGUAUCAAGGCUGGAUAUCCUAAACCGGAACUUAUACGAAGCUGCAGUCUCAUGCCUUGUACCUUUUGGAAAGUUGGUGACUGGUCCGAGUGUCUACAGGCCAAGUGUACGAGAAACAUGUUCUCUAUGAUGGAAAGGACUGUGGUUUGUGUUUCUGAAGAGGACGAAACAGUUACAAUCAAUUCGACCUACUGUGAGGGACCGAUGGCGGGGCCGCAUCCCAUCAGGGAAUGCAUCAACGUUAACUGCACCGCUAGAUGGAACACGUCCGCGUGGUCAGACUGUAUGGGUGAGUGUGGGAGGAAGGGAUUUCGAGCCAGGAUGCUUAACUGUAUAUGGUCCAACACCGGACAACCGGCCAGGCAGCACUGUGAAGGGGUCCGCAGACCGAGAACGAGAAAAAGUUGUAUUAGAAAGUGUUCUAAUGCUUGUGUUGACGAGUCAGACUACUGUAGUAUUGUGAAGAUAAUGCGCCUCUGUGACAGCGGCAGUUUCCGGAAAAAGUGCUGCAAGACCUGCUCAUAGCCAAACCUGCCUAUUGUUGUUAUUCUUUGAUCCAUAUUUAUUCAAUACUCAUUCAUAAGUUGCUUGUUAUUCCAACGAUAGGACGAUUCUUUUAUCCCAUGCAUUUUUCAAUUUGAAUAAAUAUUCUUAACUACAAGUGAUGACCUAUAUGCGCAUAUAUUAAAUCAGCAUAUACUGGAUUUCCUGUCUUAGUACCUUUCUCUCCGCUUGGAUGUGUUCCUGCCAUCGGGAACCGUCGGCACUUUUUGCGUUUACGGAAAGUGCCGACGGUUCCCGAUCAACUACGGUAGACAAUCCAGUCUAAAAUCCUUAUUAUGUUUUAAGCGAUAAAUAUCAAGUUGACGACAUUUCAUUUGGUCAGAAUAGCUUAACUUUAUGUGUGUUAUGCUCUUAUCCGUACUUACUUGAAACAUGCCUUUGCCGACAUGAUGAAAUAAAAACUGGUAUGGUUUUAUAUAAUAAAAAAAAAUCUCGUGUAGGUUUUGGUGUAUUCAUGAAGCUGGCUGAGAAUAACUCAUCUCGAUAAAAUAGCUAAUAAUAUGUUCUCGAAAUCAACCACCAAGAAAAAAAAAUGACAUUUGCUUUAACAUGCUAAGGAAUUUAUUUACUUAAUGUAUUGUUCCUGGCGUUAAGGCCGUAUCAGGGUAAACAUUGUGCUGUCCUUCCGUUAUUUUUUCCUUAUCGUCCUCUCCUGCCUUUAUAGUCAUACCUUCUUGCUAAAACAAAUGGUACAAAUACCCCAUACAAAGUCUUCGUUAUACAUGUAUUGUUAGCAGAGUUAUGGUCCUUUGAUGCUAGCUCGCUAUAUCGGAACUUAGUCUCCAAAAGUAGACAUUUGUACACCUAUGUUAGUGAUUAUAAAAUAUUUAUUCUUGUUAUUGA
This is a messenger RNA of Mizuhopecten yessoensis (Yesso scallop), 4864 nucleotides long. RefSeq names its product ADAMTS-like protein 3. The transcript is spliced from 16 exons. Bases 998 to 3982 code for a protein of 994 amino acids. NCBI's taxonomy places the organism in Eukaryota, Metazoa, Mollusca, Bivalvia, Pectinida, Pectinidae. Gene Ontology annotation, biological process: extracellular matrix organization. The record is from RefSeq and is a predicted model, not a curated record. Gene Ontology annotation, molecular function: metalloendopeptidase activity. Gene Ontology annotation, cellular component: extracellular matrix.